Messenger RNA from Ectocarpus sp. CCAP 1310/34, 1374 nucleotides. Lineage: Eukaryota; Phaeophyceae; Ectocarpales; Ectocarpaceae. The record is from the annotation of a GenBank genome assembly.
AUGACGUGGACUGCUGACUGCUCCACCCAGAACUUCGUGGUGCAGAUGAUAUCUCCAGCCAAAGACGGGGGUGUAGACACGGUGGUCUCUCUCCCAAACCCCAGCAACGGGGAAAACUUCUUACUCGCAACCAUCCACUACAAUUCCAUAGACGAAAUUGAUGUCGAGGAUGACAUCGGGCGACGCCUCCAGAUCGCCGACAGCGUCGGUGAGCAAACCAACCUGCGAGAAGGGGCCCAACGGUAUGCUCUCGACGACGGUUUGGAAAUCUUGACUCCUCGACGGCUCCUCGCCAAGGAGGCGGAAAGGGGAAUCGAGAGGGCAAGGCUGGAAGACCCGGACAUCGACGCCAAGGAUUGCGACAUCCGCCUACUCCAGGCAAAUAAGAUUAUUGAUUUGGCAAGUUCGGUCUCACAUCUCCGCCCCCCAUUGCCUUCUGCUUGGAACUACCCUUCCAUUCCAAAGGAAUACCGGUCAGCUUCUCCGGAAGGCCAAGAGGCAUUCCACGAACGUGGACUUCGCCGCCUGAACGAGGACAACGUUGUCAUGCCUGGCGGCCGAGUGCUUUCGAGUGAGACCGUGAUCGACGUGUUGGUGCUGUACACGGAAAAAGCCAUGCUGGAGUCGAACUCCGUAGACGGAGCUGGCCGAAGUAUUGCACAGAUGGAGAGCGACAUAGCCACGGCCUACCAAGGGGCGAACAACGCUCUGUCGGCGUCUGGGGUCAACUUCUCCGUGAGGAUCGUGCACAUGGAACAGGCUCCUUUCGACGAAAGCGACAGCAUCGUCGACGACGUGCGCGCCCUCCAGAAGAACGAGGGCGUGCACAAGCUGCGCGACGAAUACGGCGCUGACCUCGUCCAGCUGAUCGGUUACUACCUCAACACCUGCGGUGUCGGGUCCAAGGUCUCCAGUUUUUUUGCCCUGUAUCCCGCGCGUACGCACAGGUUUACCAUGGGCACACCCUCUUCCGGCUUCGCUCAGUACGGCUACUCGGUGGUCCACACCAACUGCCUGUCCAACUUCUCGCACAUUCACGAGCUCGGGCACAACUUCGGAGCCAACCACAACAAGGAGAACGUGGGGGGGAGCGGGGGCGUGGAUGCCUACAACUACGCGUACCGCAACUGCGACGUAGGCACGAAGUUUCGCACAAUCAUGGCAUACUCCUCGGGUUGCCCUUCAACUCCACGGGUAAACGUCUUCUCCAACCCCGACCUCACCUACGCCAACCAGCGCCAAGGGACGGAAAACGCAAACAACGCCCGUGUCUUGAACGAAGCCAUGGUCACAGACUGGAACUCCCUUGGAGCAAGUGAUGAACUGAAACAAACGAGAAGCUACCGUUCCACCUUGGAGAGAACGAAGUGUUGA